CCAAAUAUCCCAUUCUCAAAUUUUCUCUAAUCAUUUUCCUAAUCCAAACUACUUUAGCAUCAAUCCAUGGCAACUCAAUCAUCAUCAACAUCAUCCUACAAAGAAUAUGAAAUCCGACACCGUUUACCCGACCCAAAAACCUCAGCACUUCUAGUAAUCGACAUGCAAAACCACUUCUCCUCAAUAGCAACACCCAUUCUUCCUGCCAUAACAACCACCAUCAAGCUAUGCAUGCAUGCAUGCAUCCCUAUCAUAUUAACCCGCCACCGCCACAAACGCGGUGACAACGGUGGGGUUCUAGGCGAGUGGUGGGACGGGGAACUCAUCGUCGACGGAACCCCUGAAUCAGAGCUUAUUACAGAGGUAAGUAUGGCAGUGGAAGCGACGACGGAGACAGAGAUCGUGAAGGUGGUGGUGGUGGAGAAGGAGACGUACAGCGCGUUUCGAAAGACGGGGUUGGAAGAGUUGUUGAGAGAGAUGGGUGUAGAGGAGGUUAUAGUGAGUGGAGUGAUGACUAACUUAUGCUGUGAGACUACUGCAAGAGAAGCUUUUGUAAGAGGGUUCAGGGUGUUUUUCUCUACUGAUGCUACUGCUACUACUUCUACUGAACUGCAUGAGGCUACUUUGAAGAAUUUGGCUUAUGGUUUUGCUUAUUUGGUGGAUUGUAACAGUCUUCAUCAAGCUUUCUCUGCAUAAUAAUAAUGUAGAUUGUAGGGGAAUGUCUACAUUAAUGUGUUGAUGUACAUGUACUCGUGUAAUGUACUUUCUACUUUAAUGUGUUCAUAUGCCCAAAAUUAUGACACAAGUGCUGUUGUAAUUUGGUGUGACCAGUAUUAUGACUCAAUUUUCUCUGUAAUGAACCUUUGGUGGAAGCCCUGCCUGGAGAAUUUUUUUUUACCUAUAUAUAUACACAUAAGGGUGAAUUU
Messenger RNA from Beta vulgaris subsp. vulgaris (sugar beet), 926 nucleotides. RefSeq names its product nicotinamidase 2. The transcript has a single exon. NCBI's taxonomy places the organism in Eukaryota, Viridiplantae, Streptophyta, Magnoliopsida, Caryophyllales, Amaranthaceae. Bases 67 to 696 code for a protein of 209 amino acids. The record is from RefSeq and is a predicted model, not a curated record.